UUUUUUCAGGCAUUCACUACAAGAUUGACCAAAUAUCAGGGCAGUGUGACAUGAUGGCACUGGAUGCUGAUGAAUUUGGCAACGCUGUAGGUGAUCCCGUGUUGGGAGAUGUCAUCAUGGCCGAUCCGAACCAGCUGUUCCAUCUGGAUGAUAAAUACAUCUUCUCAGGUUAUACUGAGACCCGUGGCAUCAAGACGUCUCGCUGGUCAUCGACGCGAGACGACAUCCGAAACCCAGAGACCGGAGAGAACUUCAAAGUGGCGGUCGUUGACUACCAGUUCCUGACGGAGGACACGGCAGACAUCGGAGAACAGAAAGGACGACCCCUUCCGGUACGACUGGACGUGACAAUUUACCGGGAUGACAAUGCCAGCGCAAUCCUCUCCAGAUACACUGUCAACCUCCUUCACAUGCAGACCUCCUUCCUCAGUACUAAUUUCAACCCAUUCGACGUGAGAGAAUGCAUGGACAUCCCCUCGCAGCGCACCUGGUUGAAGAUCAUUUAUUCAGGUACAUUCACAGGAUUCAAAAACUUUGGUGAAAUGUUUCGGUAUUCUGUAUUGAAUGUCUGA
Molecule: messenger RNA, 572 nt
Organism: Penaeus vannamei (Pacific white shrimp)
Lineage: Eukaryota; Metazoa; Arthropoda; Malacostraca; Decapoda; Penaeidae
Source: RefSeq, a predicted model, not a curated record